AUGAGAUACACCUACGCCGGAUACGACAGAUUGGGUGGCUCCGGUCUCGGCUACAACAGCUACGGGAACUUCAGAGACAGCUAUGGAGGCUUCAACUCGCGCGCGAGCUACGGCAGCGGCCUCAGCGUCUACUCGCAACCCAGUCGACGGCCGAGUGCAGCGAGUUACAGGGCUUCAUACAACGUGUACGACUACAGCCACGAGCCGCCCGUGCGGCCGGCAUACACUUCGCGGCCGGCGUAUACGCCAAACCAUUGCGUUCGGGAGGAGUACCCCGCCAACCACACCUCCUACUCCAGCCCAAACACCAACUCCAACUACACCUCAAGCAUCAACCCAACCAACAACCCCGUCAACGACGACUCCAACAACCUCCGCCAUUCCCCCGACGCCAACCUGCACGAGCGCAACACGCGUCCGGGCCGACGACUUGGCUGGCUGCGGAUGCCGUUAUGGCUUGGUCCAUUUCUGGCCAUGGGGAUCGUAUCGAAGCGCCGCGGUCUGUUCAGCGGUCUGUUCUGUCAGUCUCCAAACGCCUUGGAUAACGUCAAGAAUUAG
Cutaneotrichosporon cavernicola is the source of this 558-nucleotide messenger RNA. RefSeq lists its product as uncharacterized. The coding region runs from base 1 to 558 and encodes 185 amino acids. The record is from RefSeq and is a predicted model, not a curated record. NCBI's taxonomy places the organism in Eukaryota, Fungi, Basidiomycota, Tremellomycetes, Trichosporonales, Trichosporonaceae. The transcript has a single exon.